UAGAAAAUUAAGGCUGGACUGCAGAGCCUGACCCUUAACUGGCCUUUGGCAAUCCCCUGAAUACAAACCAGAUACAGGGUGUGUGUGUGUGUGUUUAACUGCAAACUAAUGAGUUCUCCUUCAAAACCCUUAUUUGGUGCACACAUCUGGCUCUUCCACAGGAAUUUUAGCCGAGCAAAGAAGUUGGAGUUAAUUUUGAGUCCCUGGAAAAGCUGCUGGUUGGCGGUGGUGGCCAACAGAAGUUCCUACCUAGAAAGGAUCACUCAGAGUUCUGGCUGAGAUUCACUCAAAGAAAACCCAAGAGAAGAUGAAGUGGCAAGAGCAAAGAAGUGCUUUCAGUGCAACCCACUGCCGCCUGUUGACCAAAAGGAGCUGGAGGAUUCUUCCUGGGAUCACUGCAGCUCGAGCCAUGAGAAGCUUUCUUCUUAGGGGACAGCUGCCCCUCCUGCUGCUGCUCUCUGGCCUGCAGAGUCGCACGGAGAGUUCUGAGAUUGCAAUUAAAAUGAACUUUGACUUGGCACCAGAUUCUUUUGAUGAUCAGUAUCAAGGCUGUAGCAAAGAGGUCAUGGAGGAGCUAAAACAAGGAGAUUAUUUCAUGAAAGAACUACAAGCCCUUAAGAACUACUCCAAGAUAUGGCAGAAUGCCCACUUGACCUGGUUGAACCAUGCAAAAGCUCUUCCCAAGAGCAUGACUAUUUCCCAUGCAGUAGCCAUCCUGAUUUAUACACUGAACAGCAAUGUUCGCUCUGACUUUAUGAGUGCCAUGACCAGGAUGGUCAGGUCCCCACAGCAGUAUGAGCAUUCAUUCCCUUUUAAGUAUCUACACUACUACCUGACCUCAGCAAUCCAGUUGCUGAGGAAAAACACUGAUGGGAAGAACAACAGUCUGUGUUUCGAGGUGCAUCAUGGCACCAAGGAUGUCUCCUUCAAGGCCUACAAAGGGGCUACCAUUCGAUUUGGUCAGUUUCUCCCCGCCUCCCUCAUAAGAGAAGAAGCAGAGAGGUUUGGGAACCAAACACUAUUUACCAUACAGACCUGCCUCGGUGCACCUGUGCAAGACUUCUCCCUCAAGAAAGAAGUUUUAAUCCCUCCUUAUGAGUUCUUUGAGGUCAUAAACAUGAGCUACUACCCAAGAGGAUACUGGGUGCAACUGCAGUCAGCUGGGAACCAGAGCACAUACAACUGCCAGCUGCUAAAAGAUUUCAGCAAGAAGUACAACCCUGCUCCUACAGUUAUUGCUUUGCUUUUCUUUUUUACCAGUGCCAUUGUCUAUGUCUAAAACAGGAUAUAAAGGAAUCUGUGGUCCACAGACUGCAUUGCUGUGACUGGCAAACUCAGGCCAGGCAGCAUGCUCUGAGAACUUGGGGAUAUGGGGUUGCAAGAAGUCCAGAGUGGCACAGGUACAACAAGCAGGGAUUUAAGGGUUCAUGUCAAGUAGGGAAUGACUCAACAGCCUCUUCCAUGGACAAGGCCACUGUACUUACAAGGCUAGAUCAUGGAACCCACCAGCAAGCAUUGGAACAGGGGAAUAGGUAAUGUGAAGAUGGGCCAUGACGCCAACCAGUAUGUGGCAAUCUGUUCUGGGGUUACAAUCUGUGCAGGACUAUGUGGGUUCACCCAUGUGGAACAGUAACCUCCAUUGGUACAUGCAAGAUAUGUGGCUAGGAACAGACCUGGUUGGGGAGCUAAGAAAUGCCCUGGCUGGGUCAGGGUUCCCACUGGCAAGCACAAGAGCCAGAAUGGGACACUGGGCUACAUGUGGCUGCAGUCUCCCCCAGCAAGGUUGAGGACUAGGUCUGGGGAGUGUCAUACUGGGCUAGACUCCAACACAUCCACUGGUACUCAAGUGAGCCAAGCUGGGUGUACAAUGGGCUGGGCUAGGUCUCAGCUCCCACUGAAUUACGUGAGAGCUAUGUCAAGGCAUGGACCAGGUGUGGCCGGGCUGCAACACCCAACAGUCAAAACCAGUCAGACAUUGGAAGUGUAUCCUCAUGCACAGAUUGGCAAGAUCAACAGUAUUUAAGAACUAUCACAUUCAUCUGGGCAGAAUCCUCAGAGUGUGUGCCACAUUGUGACCCUGGGUUAAUACUGGGUAGCCUUUUCCCAUCCCUGAGUACUGUGGUGGCUGGGAGGCUGGGUAUGGCUUCCUACCUUAUCUCUCCUCUCCCCCAGAAAUGAGAAGAAAUA
This is a messenger RNA of Ochotona curzoniae (black-lipped pika), 2187 nucleotides long. RefSeq names its product ADP-ribosyltransferase 4 (inactive) (Dombrock blood group) (gene ART4). The record is from RefSeq and is a predicted model, not a curated record. Bases 308 to 1279 code for a protein of 323 amino acids. The transcript has 3 exons. NCBI's taxonomy places the organism in Eukaryota, Metazoa, Chordata, Mammalia, Lagomorpha, Ochotonidae. Gene Ontology annotation, molecular function: NAD+-protein-arginine ADP-ribosyltransferase activity; NAD+ poly-ADP-ribosyltransferase activity.